Molecule: messenger RNA, 3281 nt
Organism: Tupaia belangeri chinensis (Chinese tree shrew)
Lineage: Eukaryota; Metazoa; Chordata; Mammalia; Scandentia; Tupaiidae
Gene: RBM10
Product: RNA binding motif protein 10
Biological process (GO): mRNA splicing, via spliceosome
Cellular component (GO): nucleus
Molecular function (GO): RNA binding
Source: RefSeq, a predicted model, not a curated record
UUUUGUGCUGGUGAUUGCGGCCGGCUGGGAGUAGGCGGCAGUGAGUUUCCUUGGGAGGGUAGCGCGCUGGGCGCUUCUCCCCUCCCUCUCCCUCCCUUCUGCUUCCAGCCUCGGACUUGGUUGUUACGCGCACCGGCUCCCGCUGUGCUGGGAGAGUAGGAGGAGGUGGCGGCGGGCCGAGGUGAUGUCUGGGAGCCCUCCCUUGACAGCCCGGGCCGAGAAGAGUCCUUGCAGGAGGCAUCACCCAGGCUGGCAGAUCAUGGUGGCAGCAGUGGGGGUGGCUGGGAAGUGAAACGGAGCCAGCGGCUGAGGAGGGGCCCCAGCAGCCCCCGCAGGCCUUAUCAGGACAUGGAGUAUGAAAGACGAGGUGGCCGUGGCGACAGGACUGGCCGCUAUGGAGCCACUGACCGCUCACAGGAUGAUGGUGGGGAGAACCGGAGCCGUGACCAUGACUACCGGGACAUGGAUUACCGCUCAUAUCCUCGCGAGUAUGGCAGCCAGGAGGGCAAGCAGGACCAUGAUGACUCCUCUGAGGAACAGAGUGCAGAGCCCGAGACGGCGACUAUCGAGACCAGGACUAUCGGACCGAGCAAGGGGAGGAUGAGGAGGAGGAUGAGGAGGAGGAGGAGAAGGCCAGUAACAUCGUCAUGCUGAGGAUGCUGCCACAGGCAGCCACUGAGGAUGACAUCCGCGGCCAGCUGCAGUCCCACGGCGUCCAAGCACGGGAGGUCCGGCUAAUGCGGAACAAAUCCUCAGGUCAGAGCCGGGGCUUCGCCUUCGUCGAGUUUAGUCACUUGCAGGACGCUACACGAUGGAUGGAAGCCAAUCAGCACUCCCUCAACAUCCUGGGCCAGAAGGUGUCCAUGCACUACAGCGACCCCAAACCCAAGAUCAAUGAGGACUGGCUGUGUAAUAAGUGUGGUGUCCAGAACUUUAAGCGCCGUGAGAAGUGCUUCAAAUGUGGCGUCCCCAAGUCAGAGGCAGAGCAGAAGCUUCCCCUUGGCACGAGGCUGGACCAGCAGACGCUGCCUUUUUUUGGCGGGCCCACCAGCCUGCCGCUGGGCGGGCGGGAGCUGAGCCAGGGCCUGCUCCCCCUGCCGCAGCCCUACCAGGCCCAGGGAGUGCUGGCCUCUCAAGCCCUAUCCCAGGGCUCUGAGCCAAGCUCCGAGAACGCCAAUGACACCAUUAUUUUACGCAACCUGAACCCGCACAGUACCAUGGACUCCAUCCUGGGGGCCUUAGCGCCCUAUGCGGUGCUGUCGUCCUCCAAUGUGCGUGUCAUCAAGGACAAGCAGACCCAGCUGAACCGAGCCUUCGCCUUCAUCCAGCUCUCCACCAUCGUGGAGGCAGCCCAGCUGCUGCAGAUCCUGCAAGCCCCGCCCCCGCCACUCACCAUCGACGGCAAGACCAUCAACGUUGAGUUUGCCAAGGGCUCUAAGAGGGACAUGGCCUCCAACGAAGGCAGUCGCAUCAAUGCUGCCUCCGUGGCCAGCACAGCUAUUGCCGCAGCCCAGUGGGCCAUCUCACAGGCUUCCCAGGGUGGGGAGGGUGCCUGGGCCACCCCCGAGGAGCCACCGGUCGACUACAGCUACUACCAACAGGAUGAGGGCUAUGGCAGCAGCCAGGGCACAGAGUCCUCGCUCUAUGCCCAUGGCUACCUCAAGGGCGCCAAGGGCCCUGGCCUCACUGGAGCCAAAGGAGACCCAACUGGAGCAGGGCCCGAGGCCUCCCUGGAGCCUGGGGCAGACUCCGUGUCACUGCAGGCUUUCUCUCGUGCCCAGCCUGGUGCUGCCCCUGGCAUCUACCAGCAGUCAGCUGAGGUGAGCAGCAGCCAGGGCGCUGCUGCCAACAGCCAGUCAUACACCAUCAUGUCACCGGCUGUGCUCAAAUCCGAGCUCCAGAGCCCUACCCAUGCCAGCUCUGCCCUACCACCGGCCACCAGCCCCACUGCCCAGGAGUCCUACAGCCAGUACCCUGUGCCUGAUGUCUCCACCUACCAGUAUGAUGAGACGUCUGGCUACUACUAUGACCCCCAGACUGGCCUCUAUUAUGACCCUAACUCCCAGUAUUACUACAAUGCUCAGAGCCAGCAGUACCUAUACUGGGAUGGGGAGAGGCGGACCUACGUUCCUGCCCUGGAACAGACGGCCGAUGGACACAAGGAGACGGCGCCCUCAAAGGAGGGCAAAGAGAAGAAAGAGAAGCACAAGACCAAGACGGCCCAGCAGAUUGCUAAGGACAUGGAACGCUGGGCCCGCAGUCUCAACAAGCAAAAAGAAAACUUCAAAAAUAGCUUCCAGCCCAUCAGCUCCCUGCGAGAUGACGAAAGACGAGAGUCAGCUACCGCAGAUGCCGGCUAUGCCAUCCUUGAGAAGAAGGGAGCACUAGCAGAGAGACAGCACACCAGCAUGGAUCUCCCGAAACUGGCCAGCGAUGAUCGCCCGAGCCCGCCACGGGGGCUCGUGGCAGCCUACAGUGGAGAGAGUGACAGUGAGGAGGAGCAGGAGCGCGGAGGCCCCGAGCGGGAGGAGAAGCUCACUGACUGGCAGAAGUUGGCCUGUCUGCUCUGCCGGCGCCAGUUCCCCAGCAAAGAGGCACUGAUCCGGCACCAGCAGCUCUCGGGGCUCCACAAGCAAAACCUUGAGAUUCACCGGCGAGCCCACUUAUCUGAAAAUGAACUAGAAGCACUAGAGAAGAAUGACAUGGAACAAAUGAAGUACCGAGACCGUGCCGCUGAACGUAGAGAGAAGUACGGCACGGAGCCACCAGAACCCAAGAGGAGGAAGUACGGCGGCAUAUCCACUGCCUCCGUGGACUUUGAACAGCCCACUCGGGAUGGGCUGGGCAGUGACAACAUUGGCAGUCGCAUGCUCCAGGCCAUGGGCUGGAAAGAGGGCAGCGGCCUGGGCCGCAAGAAGCAAGGCAUUGUAACACCCAUUGAGGCUCAAACACGGGUGCGGGGCUCCGGCCUGGGGGCGCGGGGCAGCUCCUAUGGGGUCACCUCAACUGAGUCCUACAAGGAGACGCUGCACAAGACAAUGGUGACCCGCUUCAAUGAGGCCCAGUAAAUGACUGCAAGAACAACUCCUACAUCUGUUGGGUGUCCAUCGAGGCAGGAAAAGAUGAUGUGUUGGGUGGUCCGAAGGAAACCCAGCUCCCAUCUGCCGGCCUGCUCCCCAGCCAGAGAGGCCCUGGCCAAGUCAAACUUCGAGCUGGUGACUUUCGUUGGAAAAUUGGGCUGGGAUCAUGUUCUUUUUGUAAUAAAAGCUGAAAAGUCUGCA